GCGAAAAACUCUAAACCGGGGUUUGCGAACUUGCGUGAGUCGUGAUCCUGGCACCACGCCUCCUAUUUUCAGGUUCUUGCUCCGCCACGACUGGAUGAAUUGCAAUUAACUCAAUUCCAGCCCUUCGGUUCGCCAAGCGGGGAACGAAGAGACGAUGAGCUAGGAGAGAUGAAGGAAGUCAAAUGACAAUUGUGUAUUUAUUUACACAAUCGUUCCCCGACAAGUUCUAGAAUUCUUCUUUUUUUUCCUCCUCCACCCUCAUCAAUCGCUUCGCUUUUGGAUAUCCCAAACCGCAUCGUCUCUCACUCAGUCUCUCACUUUUUUUGUGUUUGUUUGUCCCGCACACUCUUUUUCUCUUCAACCAGUCACCACAUUCUUUCUUUGUGAUUUCCACUCAAAACCAAAAAAAAAACCGUCAAAAUGCACUUCAACAACGCCCUCAUGGCCGCCGUCGCCGUCGCCGGCUCCGUCUCCGGCCUCGCCGUCCGCCAGACCCCUAUCUGGCAGACCCUCCCCGCGACCCCGGACCUCCCCACUCCCAUCUCCACGGCCAAGACCGCCAUCAACGGCAUCCAGAUGUGGUUCCAGGAGUACAACAAGGCGGCCGGCGGCGUCCCCAUCGUCAUGGACCACGGCGGCCUCGGCUACUCUGCCUACUUUGGCUCCGUCAUCUCCCGCCUCGUGUCCGCGGGCCACUACGUCAUCGCCGUCGACCGCCGCGGCCACGGCCGCACGACGUACAACAAGGACGACGUCUUCACGUACGACCAGAUGGCGCUCGACAUCCACGACCUCCUCGAGGGCGCCGGCGUGUCAUCGUACAACGUCGUUGGAUGGUCUGAUGGCGGUAUCACCACCCUCGCGGCGCUGAUCAACUCCGUCACGGCCAAGCCCAUCAACAAGGCCUUUAUCUUCGGUGCCUCGGCCAAGCCUGACCAGACCAACGCCACCUUCAGCGACACUACCAUAUUCUCUACCCUGGUCGCCCGCUGCAGAACCGAGUACGGCACCCUCCAGCCCGGAGCCAACUUCACCGAGUUCGCGACAAAGGUUGCCACGAUGGAGGGUACUCUGCCCCAGUUCACCGACGCGCAGCUCAAGGGCAUUGCUGGUACCAAGGUCAUGAUUGCCGGCGCCGAGCACGAGGAGGCUGUCAACCUCGAUGUCCCCGGUAUCCUGAACAAGGCCAUCCCCGGCAGCCAGGUUACUAUUCUCACCGGUGUCAGCCACUUUGCGCCCAUGCAGGACCCUGAUCAGUUCACCAAGGCUGUUACCGACUUCUUCAAGGCAUAGAAGAGAAGCUUUUUUGGCAUUUGCAGUUGUUUGCUUGUUUAAUUUUGCCUGUUUUAUAGAGAGAAAGUCUCGGGACUCGGGAGGCAUUUGUGUUGAUGAAAAGCCCAUUGGCGUAGCAUUGAUGAGAUAGCUUGAAUCCAACGACUGGAAGAA
This is a messenger RNA of Colletotrichum godetiae, 1446 nucleotides long. Its product is annotated as Alpha/Beta hydrolase protein. The transcript has a single exon. The coding region runs from base 421 to 1293 and encodes 290 amino acids. The record is from RefSeq and is a predicted model, not a curated record. NCBI's taxonomy places the organism in Eukaryota, Fungi, Ascomycota, Sordariomycetes, Glomerellales, Glomerellaceae. Gene Ontology annotation, molecular function: serine hydrolase activity.